AUGGUGGGCUACACCCUGCACAACCGCUUCAACACCGUAAUCAUUGGCAGCUCGCGCGCCCUGGGCAACCCCAUCACGCUGUACGACUGCCCGCGGCUGCUGAUGGGCUACGACAUUCCCGUCCCAACCCCCGCGGCUCCGCGGCUCGCAGCGGCAGCGGCGGAAUCGGCGGCGUCGGCGCGCGGCGCGGCCGACGCGGUCGCGCCAGUGACAGUGGAGCUGGUCUUCAAGGCGGCCGGCAAGGCGGGCGCCGGCGCGCCUGUAAAGGCGGCGCAGGCGCCGGCGGGCAGCCCUGUCCAGCCGCGGCGGCGCGGCGCGGCGCCGGCCCGUCACGCAUAG
This is a messenger RNA of Monoraphidium neglectum, 339 nucleotides long. RefSeq lists its product as hypothetical. The transcript has a single exon. Bases 1 to 339 code for a protein of 112 amino acids. NCBI's taxonomy places the organism in Eukaryota, Viridiplantae, Chlorophyta, Chlorophyceae, Sphaeropleales, Selenastraceae. The record is from RefSeq and is a predicted model, not a curated record.